AUGUUUAUUAUUUUAGUGGCUAUUGUUCUGAUUGCAAGUGGCGGAGGAGCACAGAUGAGUGAAGAUAGCUGUGACGCCAAUGAGCUGAGAUUAUGUGUCGAGCUGACGCCUAAAACACCGGUCGGUUUGCCCAGAACGAGAAAAGAAUUGGAUGCUCAUUGCGCGGCGUACCAUACAGGCAUGGCGUGUAUGGAUGCGUGGAUCAAGCGAUGUCUGCCAACAGAUGGACAAAAAUUGGUACAACAACAGAUUGGAGGCGCUAGAGCUCUCAUGAGAUUCCUAUGUACUAACGAUUCAUCUUUGAGAAGAGAUUUCCUAAAAGAACCAACUUGUUGGUCGAUGGUGUCGCCCGACUGGUCUCGAUGUGUGGACGAAUUGCAGCUUGCUGUUAGAGAUAUCUCUGAACGAGCUCAACUAAUCAACUACUUCAAUAAGAGUUAUGAACUAUGCUGUGCUAGAGAUGCAUUUGUGUCGUGCGUAUCACAUGCUGGUCGUUCCUGUUCAGCAGCAGCGGGCAAUCUACUUCGGCGGAUGGCCUGGGUCCUUGCUCAAGAUGUCGCUGCAUGCAGCCAGCAGCCACGAGCCCAUUGCGAUGCAGUCACACUGAUAAAUACGCCACUCCUAACGUUCUUAUCAGGGAUAUUAUUGUAUCCACCGAAUCUUUAA
Molecule: messenger RNA, 666 nt
Organism: Pieris macdunnoughi
Lineage: Eukaryota; Metazoa; Arthropoda; Insecta; Lepidoptera; Pieridae
Source: the annotation of a GenBank genome assembly